Messenger RNA from Zychaea mexicana, 1224 nucleotides. RefSeq lists its product as uncharacterized. Gene Ontology annotation, cellular component: plasma membrane. The coding region runs from base 141 to 1079 and encodes 312 amino acids. Lineage: Eukaryota; Fungi; Mucoromycota; Mucoromycetes; Mucorales; Lichtheimiaceae. The transcript has 6 exons. The record is from RefSeq and is a predicted model, not a curated record.
CUCAUCAAAUCAUGCAAUAUCACAGGCCAUCGCGAAAACUUGUCUACUUUUUCUCUUCUUUGUCUUACUUUUCUUUUUUCCAAGUUCCACCUCAAACGUUUACGCUUUUCUUUUUUAUCUUUUGACUCCCUAUUAUUGUCAUGAGCAGUAGUAUGCAAGCACACAGUGACGAAGUACCACUUCAACGAAACUCAAUCAAGCGGCCUCCUCAGACUGAUUAUUCCUUUGAAGCCGAUCCCGGUUUCCAUAACAUUGGAUGGUAUGGCACUAUGAUGAAUUGUCUCGGUUCGAUUUGUGGUGGUUUAGGCAUGGUUCCUUGCUUAUGCUGCUUUCCAAACCCGUUCAAGGAAGUCAAUCAAGGUCAUGUUGGUCUAGUAACACGCUUUGGCAAGUUUUACAAGUGUGUCAAUCCCGGUCUAGUAAAGGUGAAUCCACUGACUGAGUCGGUGCAUCAUAUUGAUAUCAAGAUGCAAAUUAUCGAAAUCCCAAAGCAAAUCAUCAUGACCAAGGACAAUGUCAAUGUGCGAAUUGACAGCGUGGUGUAUUGGCAUAUCGAAAACCCGUUCCGUGCAGAAUUUGGCGUUCGCAGCGUACGAAAGGCACUUACAGAGCGCACGCAAACAACGCUUCGCCAUAUCCUUGGCUCUAAAACAUUGCAAGACUGUAUUGAGAACAGAGAGGCCAUUGCCAAAGAGAUCCAAGACGUGACCAAACCUGUUGCGAAACAAUGGGGUGUCAAGAUCGAGUCCAUCCUGAUCAAAGAUCUUCAGCUUUCUGAAGAACUACAAGAGUCAGUCUCUGCUGCUGCACAAGCCAAGCGCAUUGGCAAUGCUAAAGUCAUCAGCGCCCGUGCUGAAGUCGACUCCGCUAAGCUAAUGCGUGCUGCUGCUGAUAUUUUGAGCACGCCUGCAGCUAUGCAGAUUCGCUAUCUCGAAACAAUGCAGACCCUAUCAAAGAGCUCAGGAACGCGUAUCGUCUUCCUACCCUCCGACGCAGAUAAUCAAGGCGGAGGAGGUUCGUUUGGUCGAAUGCAGGCGGCGGCUUACCAGGAACUAUCAAACCCUGAUAACUUCAAAUAAACCACUUGGAUAAUUGUAUAUGUACGCACUCCUAGUAUGCUAGUUAAGCCAUCAGCUAUUGUUUCCUCUCACCUUUUUUUCCCUACAUUGCUUACCGUUAUUAAUAAUACUACUAUUAUCAAUAAAAUUUAAACUUUCAUAUGCC